AUGUACGUGAAUUCGAUAAUUAUUAAAUUAUUGAUCAUUAUUAAAGUGAUCAUAUCGGUUGCGGUCGCACAACCAACAAUUAUACGUUGUUGUCAUGGUUCUGUAUUGGCAGAAGGUAGAAUAUAUAUUGGAGGCGGUUAUACAGGCGAUGAAAAUGAAAACAUCAACACAAAUGAUUUUUUUUCUUUCGAUUUAAGCGUUCCAUUUUCUACAACCGAUAUGCAGUAUGAAGUUCACGCAAAUGUUCCAAUAAUGAGUACAGCGCAUGCACUUGUAUAUGCAAAAAGUGAAAAGGGUGGAAUGAUAUAUUUAUUUGGUGGUAAAAGAGUAAUUCCUAUUGGAGAUCCUAUAUACGGAUAUUCCCUAGAGAAACAAGCAUGGAGUUCCAUAACACCAAAAGUUAAUAAUGGCAUCACGAUGCCAAUUGAAUCUAGUACUAGGAUUGUCGGUAUUACAGAUAGCAGCUUAGAUACCAUUUACAUAUUUGAUAAUGGAACCAUGUAUAUUUACGAUGUAUUAAAUAAUUUUUGGAAUCCUGGUGUAAUCGCUCCUUACAAAAUUAAUGAAUAUGGCGCCGUUAUGUUAAAUACCAGCGAAAUUGCUUACAUUGGUGGUUCUGAUGGUACAACAAACCUUCCUAUGGAUCAGAUCCUCUUAUAUAACACAAAAUUAUCUCUAUGGUAUAUAAAGAUCGCAAAGUCGAAUGAUGUAAUGCCAUCACCAAGGCAGGGUCACACGGCAUCUAUAGCAUCAGAUGGUCGGAUUUUUAUAUAUGGUGGUUUUGACGGUAAUGAAGAUGCGCUCUUUUCCUCCGGAAGUACUCCCACGUUCGCAGUCCUUGAGUAUGAUGGUAAUGAAUUUAUGUGGGAUUCUCCUGAGCUAUUUAAUCCGUCAUCUGUAAUGAGAAUCUAUCAUACCUCACACGUAGUAGGAGAUUAUUUGAUUAUUGCUUUCGCAUCAGUAUUUGGUACUAUUGGCUUUUUUGUAAUUAUUGCAGGUGCUUUCUACUUGAAAAAACAUUAUAAUCGAAGAGACGCUAUUCCCACCGCUUAA
Funneliformis geosporum is the source of this 1053-nucleotide messenger RNA. The record is from the annotation of a GenBank genome assembly. Lineage: Eukaryota; Fungi; Glomeromycota; Glomeromycetes; Glomerales; Glomeraceae.